Molecule: messenger RNA, 1566 nt
Organism: Trichoderma reesei QM6a
Lineage: Eukaryota; Fungi; Ascomycota; Sordariomycetes; Hypocreales; Hypocreaceae
Exons: 4
Coding region: 1-1566 (521 amino acids)
Biological process (GO): mitotic sister chromatid segregation; cell division
Cellular component (GO): MIS12/MIND type complex
Source: RefSeq, a predicted model, not a curated record
AUGACGACUCUCGUAACUCUUCGACAGCCGCUGGAACUUCUUAGCAUGAGCGACCAGCCAGUGCGCAGAUCAAAGCGCCAGCCGGGGGGGAUGUGGAUACAACGGCAAUCUGAAGGAGAGGACGAGAUUGUACUGACUCUGAGAGAACAAUUAGCCGCGGAUUACGAACAGGACGACGAUUUUCAGUUUGUGCGGAAAUCGAAAAAGGCGAAAACCGAGGAGCCGGUUGCCCUCCCCGUGAGGAAGUCGUCGAGAGGGAGGCCUUCUGCGGCGGCUGUAGCGGCGAGGGAGCGGGCGGCGAGGGAAUCGAUUGGCAGUGAUGAGCAGGUGGACUUGAUCUCGGCGACGACGACGACAACGACGACAACGAAAAAGUCCUCCUCACGACGAAAAGCGGCAAAUGACGCGCCCCGGGACGAGCCGCCCACCAAGGCAUCGAAGAAGGGCACGAGAAAGAGCUCGCGGCUAUCAAACGACGAUGCUGCAUUUGAGGUGCAGCAGGCUCCGCCGCGGGUCAAUGGCUCCUCAACCACUCAGGUCCGCACCAAGAAGGCAGCAAAGUCCAAGGCGCCACGGCCGGUGACGGAGGAGGAAGAAGAGGGAAAUGCGUCAAUGGCAGAAUCGCCAGUGCAUGAGACGACUACAGGGCCCACCAAGAUUGCGCUGCCAAUGAGCGACACACCCAUCAUUAACCGGAACAAGGAGAUGCGAAAGAAGGGAGCCAACGGGAGCCGAAGAAGCAGUCUGGGGUCUCGCGGACGCAGGGCGAGCUCGCUGAUUGAGAGCGGGCAGGCGGCUAUUCCUCAUCGCGAAGUCAGCACGUCUGCGUUUUACAAGCACAUUGAAGCGGAUUUGCUGGAGCCGCGGCGGAUGAAGCAGCUGUUGAUAUGGUGCGGUGAACGAGCGCUGUCGGCCAAGCCGCGCGGCACUGCCAACUCUGGCGCAAUCCUUGGAGCCCGCGCGAUCCAAGACCAAUUACUCAAAGAUUUCGCGACAAGAUCAGAGUUUUCGGACUGGUUUAACAGAGAAGAUCAUGCGCCCAAAGCGCCUGUUGUCAUGAAACCGAAUCCUCGGAAUGCCGAGCUGGAUGAGAAAAUGGCGGCCCUGCAGGCAAGGAUCAAGAGACUGCAAGAAGAGAAAAAGGCGUGGCUGGCAAUACGAAAACCACCUCCGGAGCAACCACCUCUCUUCACCCCACAAGAGAAGAAUGCAGACACGAUCACACUCCCUGAUUUCGAUCUGUUGGAUCCAGAAGAAGGCAAAAUCAGAGGCUUUCUUGUCGACGAGACCAACAGCUUCGCAAGCAUACGAUCACAGACGCAAGCGCGGUUACGGCAGAUUCAAUCCUCUCUCGAAUUCGAAGUCGAUCAAUUAGCGGACAAUGUCCACAAGCUGGAGCAGCGGGUCAAAGUCGCGGGCAAGGAGGCAGACCGAGUACUGGCCUUGAGCGCCGUGAGGUUGAAAGAGCGCGAAGAGAGGGAGAGGAAGAGGGCGGGAACCAAGGACCUGCCCAUCGUAUUGGUGCUGCGAAGCUUGAGCAGCAUACUGCCCGAGGAAGAUGGAUGA